UGCAGACAUCAUGGUUGUGUUGAAAGGAAUCCCUCAUAUUCUGUCCCCUGAGCUGCUCUAUGCUCUGGCUAAAAUGGGACACGGGGACGAACUUGUCCUCGCUGAUGCCAACUUUCCAACAUCUUCAAUUUGUGCCCAUGGUCCAAAAGAGAUCAGAGCUGAUGGUUUGGGAAUCCCACAACUAUUGGAGGCUAUUUUGAAACUGAUGCCACUGGACACAUACGUCCCCUCUCCUGCUGCAGUGAUGGACCUCGUGGAUAGCGACAAAAUGAAAGAGUUACCUGUCCCUGUGUGGGGCACGUACUCACACAUCCUGCGCCUUAACAGUGCUGAGAGUAAUCUUGAGCAAGUUGAGCGCUUUGCUUUUUAUGAAAGAGCAAAAAAAUCCUUUGCAGUUGUGGCCACAGGUGAAACAGCUUUGUAUGGAAAUCUUAUACUGAAAAAGGGAGUUCUUUCUGCAGAACAACUCAUUUGAUAAACAAAAUGAUGUUUAUGUU
Messenger RNA from Periophthalmus magnuspinnatus, 497 nucleotides. RefSeq names its product fucose mutarotase (gene fuom). The coding region runs from base 11 to 475 and encodes 154 amino acids. The transcript is spliced from 6 exons. Gene Ontology annotation, biological process: fucose metabolic process. NCBI's taxonomy places the organism in Eukaryota, Metazoa, Chordata, Actinopteri, Gobiiformes, Gobiidae. The record is from RefSeq and is a predicted model, not a curated record. Gene Ontology annotation, molecular function: racemase and epimerase activity, acting on carbohydrates and derivatives; fucose binding.